Molecule: messenger RNA, 1011 nt
Organism: Knipowitschia caucasica
Lineage: Eukaryota; Metazoa; Chordata; Actinopteri; Gobiiformes; Gobiidae
Source: the annotation of a GenBank genome assembly
AUGGGUGGGGUAUGGUGGGGGGAGGUUGGGGGGGAGGUGGGGGUGGGUAGGGGUGGGGGUGUGGGAGGUUGGUUGGGGGGUGGUGGGGGUGGGGGUGGGGGUGGUGGGGGGGGUGGUGGGUGGGUGGGGGGGGUGGUGGGGGUGGGGGGGUGGGUGGGGUGGGGGUGGGUGGGGGGGGGUGGGGGGGUGUGGGGUGGGGGGUGGGGGGGUGUGGGUGGGGGUGGGUGGGGGGGGGUGUGGGGGGUGGGGUGGGUGGGGGGGUGGGGGGGUGGGUUGGGGGGGUGUGGUGGGGGGUGGGGUGUGGGGGUGGGGGGGUGGGGGUGGGUGGGUGGGGGGGUGGGGGGGGUGUGGUGGGGGGGUGUGGGGGGUGGGUGGGGUGGGGGUGGGGGUGGUGGGGUGGGGGGGGUUGGGGGGUGUGGUGGGGGUGGGGGUGGGGUGGUGGGGGUGGGUGGGGGGGGUGGGGGUGGGGGGGGUGGGGUGGGGGGGUGGGGUGGUGGGGGGGGGGUGGGGGUGGGGGGUGUGGGGUGUGGGGUGGGGGGUGUGGGGUGGGGUGGGGGUGGGGGGGGGGGGUUGGUGGUGGGUGGGGGGGGGUGGUGGGGGGGGGGGGGGUGGGGUGGGGGGUGGGGGUGUGGGGGGGGGGGGGGGGUGGGGGGGGGGGGGGGGUGGGGGGGGGGGGGGUGGGGGGGGGGGUGUGGGGUGGGGGUGGGGUGGGUGGUGUGGGGGGGUGGUUGGGGGGGGUGGGGGGGGGGUGGUGGGUGGGGGGUGGGGUUGUGGGGUGGGGGGGGGGUGGGUGGUGGGGUGGGUGGGGUGGGGGUGGUGGGGGGGUGGGGUGGGGGGUGUGGUGUGGGUGGGGGGUGUGGUGGGGUGGUGGGGUGGGUGGGGGUGUUUGGGUGGGGUGGGGGGUUGUGGUGGUGGGUGGGGGUGUGGGUGGGUGGGGGGUGGGGUGGGGUGGGUGGGGGGGGGGUGGGUGUGGGGGUGGUGUGGGGUGGGUGGGGGUGGGUGGGUGUGUGA